Messenger RNA from Periophthalmus magnuspinnatus, 5616 nucleotides. RefSeq names its product sp2 transcription factor (gene sp2). The coding region runs from base 67 to 1932 and encodes 621 amino acids. The transcript is spliced from 9 exons. Gene Ontology annotation, molecular function: RNA polymerase II cis-regulatory region sequence-specific DNA binding; DNA-binding transcription factor activity, RNA polymerase II-specific. Gene Ontology annotation, biological process: regulation of transcription by RNA polymerase II. The record is from RefSeq and is a predicted model, not a curated record. Lineage: Eukaryota; Metazoa; Chordata; Actinopteri; Gobiiformes; Gobiidae.
UGCAGCGCGGCGGGCGGACUCGUCCAUGGGCUCGGUCUUCAAGGCUCACGGAGAGCGAAUGUCGUCAUGAGCGAACCACAGGACAACAUGGCCGCUACCGUUGCUGUGAGUCCCAGUGAAUACCUGCAGCCCUCCACCACUUCCUCCUCCUCCACCUCUUCCACGCAGCAGGACUCUCAGCCUUCUCCUCUGGCACUGCUCGCUGCCACCUGUUCAAAGAUCGGCCCUCCAGCUGCUCAGGCACCAGUGUCUCCUCCUCCUGCUCAGCCACAGCCGCGGAGACUCCUGCCUAUCAAACCUGCCCCCAUUGCCCCCGCGCCUCCCAAAAACCUGGGCUUCCUCUCUGCUAAAGGCAACGUAAUCCAGUUGCCCACUCUAGGGUCAGCGGCCCCGGGGAGCCCCAUAGUACUCACAAUACAACAGAGCCCUGCCCGAACCAAUGUGCCCAACAUACAGUAUCAGAUCCAGGCCCCACAGACCAUCCAGAUGAUGCCUCAGGGGGGACAGAUCCAGCUUAUACCCAACACAAAUCAGGCCAUAAUUGCUGCUCCAAUGACUGUCCCGAGUCCGGCCCCUACCCCAGCCCCUCCCCAAAAAACAGUCUCCAUCAAACCCUCCUCUGCAAAGUCAAGGAAACAACAACAUCAACAGGCACAACAACAGGCACGUCAGAACAGCUCACAGAACAUAGUGCAGUUACCUGGAGGUCUGACUCUGCCUUUGAAUGUGGGAGCAACAGAAAUGGAGGAUAUGAUGACAGACGCUCAUACAGGUCCAAACAUUCUGAAAGGUCGUCGCGGAAGGAAGAAGAAGGCCACGACCAAUCAGAAUCCAGUUACAGUCCAGGCAGAAUCUCCUCUGCAGCCACAAGAGCAAAUGGAGACCAUUCUCAUCGAAGCAGGGGAUAAUAUUAUACAGGCGGGCAACAACCUCCUGAUCGUGCAGAGUCCAGGGCAGCCAGCGAUGGUGCAGCAAGUACAGCUGGUGCAGCCCAAACAGCCAGAGACUCAGGUGGUGCAGAUCCCACAACAGGCUCUGAAGGUGGUUCAGGCCGCGUCUGCCACUCUGCCCCCUGUCCCACAGAGGCAGGGUGGCCCCACCAGCAUCCAGGUGUCCCCUGCCGAUCCCACGCCCACACAGUUUUUAUUCAAGACCUCCUCUGGUGAGUGGCAGGCGGUGCAGCUCCAGGAGUCAACGUCUCAAGCAACAAUCCCCCCUGUUGCCACGGCUACGACCCCAGUAUCCACGACGUCAUCUCCUACAUCGACCAAUAGGAAGGCACCUCAGGGUGGGGGACGGAAGGAACGGACUCUGGCUAAAAUCGCCCCGGCUGGAGGAACGAUUGGCGGAGGUGUGAUCACCCUGAACUCUCCCCUGUCCCCAGCUCCACAACAAACUGUUCAAACCAUCAGCAUUAACGGGGUCCAGGUGCAGGGUGUCCCAGUUACCAUCACCAAUGCUGGAGGCCAGCAGCACUUGACGGUCCAGACGGUGCAGGGUGGAGGGCUGCAGCUUGCAGCUCUGAACCAGCCCACGGUCCAGGUGGACUCUCUGACACUAGAGCUGCCCCCAGGACCAGGAGAGAAGAAGAGGAGGGUAGCCUGCACCUGCCCCAACUGUAAAGAUGCAGACAAGAGGCCCGGGGAGGUCGGUAAGAGGAAGCAUAUCUGUCACGUUCCUGGUUGUGAGAAAACAUUCAGGAAAACAUCCCUGUUGCGUGCGCACGUCAGGCUGCACACUGGGGAAAGGCCCUUCGUCUGCUCCUGGGUUUUCUGUGGAAAGAGGUUCACAAGGAGUGACGAGCUACAGAGGCAUGCGCGCACACACACAGGGGACAAACGGUUUGAGUGCAGCCAGUGUCAGAAACGCUUCAUGAGGAGUGACCACUUGACGAAGCAUUACAAGACUCACAUAAACACGAAAAACCUGUGAGCCCUGGACUUUGAAAAAGAAACUUUUGAGAAAAAAAAAUCUCAGUAAUAUUUAACUGUGUACAACUUGGAGCAGCGGCCAGGAAGGGACCCUAUGACUGUCCCACAAUGGGAUCAACUCCAGGAGGUGUCUCAAAGCUAACAUAGUGUACAGACUCUCAACAUAUUAACAACUUCUUUCUAUCAGCAAAAAAACAAGAUGGCAAUGCUUUUUAUUUUAUUUAUUUUAUAGACUUCAAAUCAUCAAACAACAGUUACUUUUCAUUAUUUAGCUUCAAGAUUGGAUUUUAUAUGCAAAAAAAACCUGGUUUGUAUGUGGAAAAUGAAAAAAAAGUUACGAAUUGGCCCAAAAGAUGUUGCCUAGGAUCCAAAAUGUUCACUCCUUCAAUACUUUACAAAGAUGUGAGUCUGGUCUCCAGUAAAUCUCCCAUUUUCAAACUAAACUGUUAAUAACUGAGACAUAAAUUUAAUUUUAUUUAUAAAUCAUAGGUGACCAAUGAGCUCCUUCAUUUCAUAUGUAUCACUGAGGAAAAAAAAAACAAAUCUGAUAGCACCAUCACGUUUGGUUCUGGCUGAGACGCAAUGGGGGCCAGACUGAUAUCAACCUGUAUAAAAAAUACAGAGAUAUUCUGGAUUCACCAGGCAACAAAAGAUGUUGAAUUGUAAGUAUUUAAUAUGACUUUAUUUGACUUUUAUUUUGAGUGAAAUUGUGAGUUUUAUUUCAGAAAUACUUCGGCAAAAUAAUAGAGAUAAAUUGUAGGGAUGCACCGAUACCAAUACUGUUAUUGGAUAUUGUGCCAAUACUGAAAAAUUUGCUGGAUCAGAUAUCAGCUUCAAAAUAUUGUUUCAACUGAUACCGCUGUUGGACAUAUAAAUUUAUGUAAUAUGACUAUUUACUGCCGUUGGCCCAGAAAGUCUAUGUUUCAACUUUUAUUUAUACAAAGGGAUAGAUAAAUAACAGAUACAUAACACAUUUGGAUCAGUUUUUGUCUUUUUAUUUUUGCUUUACGAAAAUAAAACGCUGUUUUCAGUCUCUGCCUUGGUUAUCAGUUGAUAUCUGAUAUUGGCAGAUACUUAAAUCUUUAGUAUCAGAAUCGGAACUGAAAAAGCUGGAUUGGUGCAUCCCUAGUAAAUUGUGGUGAAUGUGGUACCAAUGGCCUUUUUGGUACAUCAUUUGCUAAUUUAAUUGAAUGGAGGUGAAUAGAUGACCUGCCAUCUUAAAAAUAUUUAUUUUAAUUAAACUAAUUUAUGAUAUACUUAAUUUUCAGGCCGUUUCUUCGUUAAGCAUAGGCACAAUUUAUGAAUUUAAAGGUGCAUUAUGUAACUUUUCUGAUGGGAUGGUUAGCCACCUGCUUGUCUUCACGGAUAAGUUAUUGUUUUGCCUUGAAUGAUCCACAGCAUGGCAAUAAACUUCUCUGUGUUGCUGUUAUUCAGCUAAAGGUGUAAUUGCUCAAAAAAAUUACAGUGAACAGGGUUGCCUAUCCACACAUGCAACUUGCUUGUCUCCAUGGUGAUUGAGGUUUAUGCCAUACUGUGGAACAUUCCAGACAAAGCAAGAACAUCUCCAUGGAGACAAGCAGGUGGCAGGUCUUCCACUUGAAAAGUUACUUAGUUAAAAAGCUAAUUCUUACAUAAUAAUCUGAAUUAAAUCAGUGGUUCUCAAUGUUUAAUUUUAUCCACAUUUUUGUUUUUGUUUAGAAGUGCGUUUAGUAAUGAUAUAUAAUCCCUUUUAGACAUAGAUUUAAGGCUGUGUACUGUGUUUUUCUUUGGUGACACUUGUGAAGUUUGGUAUUUGUGAUCCACUGAACUAAUUUAUGAUCUCCUGUCAAUACAUACAAAUAACAAUGGCAAUAUUUUUACUGCUUACUACUGAUUUCUGUCCAUCUUGUCCAGAGUCUGUAAUAACUUAACAAAACUAAAAUAUGUUGUUUUCCAAUGUCCUGGUAAAGAGUCCCAGCACCUGCUAGUCUCCAGGGAGAUGUUCUUGCUUUUCCUGGAAUAUUUCACAGUAUGCCAUUAAACUUGCCUUAUAGGUCAGAUCUGUAUGCCAUGUAGGUCAGAUUUGUGGAAAGGUGACCACACUCACAAUAAGGCAUGUUUUCUGAAGAAAUUUUUAAACAGUAAAAAACCUUUGAUUUAAUAGAUACAAGUUAGAUAGGUUUAAUGCCAUACUGUGAAACAUUCAGUCUGAAAAUAGUGGAAUGGCAUCUCCAUAGACAACCACAUCUCCAUAGACAAGCAGGUGGUGGACCCCUCACCAGAAAAGUUACAUAGUGCACCUUUAUCACCAUCUUUACUUGGCUGCAUAAUUUAUUAAAUUACUUUAUUUAAAAUGGUACUUCAAUAUUACACCCCACUGCCCAUUAUUUUGGCCUUUCCCUUGUUUCUGAAUCAUCGGUUGCUCAAUCUUGAACUAACUUAUUGCUCCAUCUAGUGGCGGUUUUGAACACUGUCAAUUCAAGCAAUCAAAGUUGCAUUCGAUUACAAGACACCAGACACCUUUUUUUUUUUUUUUUUUUUUAUUGUUACUGAUUUAUUAUUAAAGUAUUUUGAAAAUUAUCAGAAAUAUACUUUAGAGAUUUUAAAUUGCAUUGUGCUCAUUCUAUAGUAAGCACUACCACUGAAAAAAAUACUGGAGAUUGCCCAGCUCUGGUACCUCCUUAAUGAGAAACAAAAUCAAAAGCCAACAUAAAUUAAAAUAAUUCCUGGUUUAGUCCUGGCUUAGUUCUAAUUUGCUCCUAGCUAGAUUUAGUUGAUAGCAUUAUCAACUACAAAGAAAAUAACUUAAAUAUAAGCUGUAUGAGUUUGCUUUUGUUUGCUACCCCAAAUUUCAGCUUAAACUAAAAUCAUUUUUACAAAAUAGAUAUUGAUUUUAAAUAUGUAUUACACCUUCAUGUGGUUAUUUGGAAAAGAUGCUGACAAUCAAGUUGAAGCAAAAAUACCACUGCAUAAAAUUCCCUAAUAUAGCUUUAAUAUGGGAUUCUUUUGUUUAAUGCACUAUGAAGUUAUGAUUCAGUUGCAUCAUGUAAAUAGUCAUUAUUGGAAUACAAAAACUAAACCAGGGCUAGACAAUUUGGCUAAACUAGGACAAAAUUAGGUCUACCGAUAUAUACAUUUUCAAAAAGCAUCCUGGAAAUGUGCUUAAUUCUAUACUACACCUCAUACUAUUAUUUUUUUAUAUUUAAGGUGGCUAUUUUAUUUGUCAGAAUUAAGUUAUUAUUUCCAAUUAUUUAUAACCAAGAAUCACUUGAUAUGUUCUUGAAAUAUCUGUUCAAAUUUUAGAUCUGUAAAUCUUGUACAAUCUCUUGACUCUUUUCACAAUUAACGUUUAGGUUUUACCCCUUUCUGAUUUCCCUAGUUUGGGAAUUCAUUUAGAAAUACAAAUUAUUAGAGAAAAUGCAAAAGUCUAUAUCUGUCUCAUACUUAAUGAUAGUUCACAAGAUAAGUAUCCCAUUAAACUGAAUCUAAAAGUUCAAUAAUGCUUUAUAAAAACUUUGUACAACUUUGCAUUUUAAAUUAUUUACUUUUAAAGGCCAUUCAUUUUAAAGGGUCAAUAUUUUGUACUGCUUUUUGAGAGUUGCCUGUACAUAGAAUUUGUGUCUUUAAAAGGCAUAGUAAAUGUAGGAAGCUGCUGAUACUAGAAGGAUUUUUGUACAGCGUGUAAAAAUAAAAUGUUAUUGUCAAA